Fopius arisanus is the source of this 1974-nucleotide messenger RNA. Its product is annotated as juvenile hormone epoxide hydrolase 1. The coding region runs from base 94 to 1494 and encodes 466 amino acids. NCBI's taxonomy places the organism in Eukaryota, Metazoa, Arthropoda, Insecta, Hymenoptera, Braconidae. The transcript has 6 exons. Gene Ontology annotation, molecular function: epoxide hydrolase activity. Gene Ontology annotation, biological process: epoxide metabolic process. The record is from RefSeq and is a predicted model, not a curated record.
AUCGCGGAAGAAGAGAGAGCUGCAUUCAGUGUAUACUCCCUGCACUUUGUAGACAGGCCAGUGUAUCAAGAGCAGUCGAACAAGUACGCGGCCAUGAAUAUCCUAAUUAAAUUGGUAAUCCUACCAGCGAUCGUGUCGAUCGGUGGAAUAAUUUACUUGCAAUCAAGAACAGUGCAAAUACCGGUGUACGAAAAUACGUGGUGGGGCCCAGGAAUUGAAAAUCACAACGUAGAUAAGUCAAUCAAACCGUUUAAAAUAGAUUGGAAUGACAAGGACAUUGAGGACUUGAAGAACCGAUUGAACAGAACGAGAGACCUAGUGCCACAUCUAGAAGGUGCUGGGUGGACUUAUGGUAUGAGUGGUAAUUUUUUGAAAGAAACAAUUCUACCUUAUUGGAUGAAUAAAUACGAUUUCAAAUCUCGUCUCACUCAUAUCAAUAAAUUUCCACUAUUCAGUACGAAUAUCCAAGGUCUGAAUAUCCGUUUUGUGCACGUUAAACCGAAAAAUACAAAUGGAAAAAGAGUUUUGCCCCUGAUUAUCCUCCACGGAUGGCCAGGAUCAAUAACUGAAUUCCAAAAAGUCAUUCCUUUACUGACAACCCCCCGAGACGAUCAGGAUUUUGUCUUCGAAGUGAUCGCCCCAUGUCUCCCAGGUUUUGGUUUUUCGGAUGGUGCGGUCAGACCGGGACUCGGUGCACCACAAAUCGCAGUAGUUCUGAAAAAUCUCAUGUUGAGAUUGGGAUUUGAAAAAUAUUACAUUCACGGAGGUGACUGGGGUGCCAUCAUCACCGCAAUGAUGUCCAGUCUAUUUCCAGCCCAUGUCCUUGGAAUGCACUCGACCAUGUGCAUUGCAACAUCGCCCAAAGUCCUCUUGAAAGUGAUGUUCUACAGUUUCUUUCCAUCUCUCUUGCUAGCUGAGGAAGAUUAUCACUGGUUUUACCCCAUGUCUGAGAGAUUUGGUCAAAUAUUAUACUUCACUGGAUAUCUUCAUCUGCAAGCAACGAGACCUGAUUCACUUGGAGUUGGAAUGGCCGAUUCGCCGGCGGCUCUCGCCAGUUAUGUUUUAGAGAAAUUUUCCGAAGCCACUAAACGCGGUAGCAUUUUCAAAGAUGACGGCGGUUUAUUCGAUAAAUUUACACCCGAGGAACUCAUCGACAAUCUGAUGAUGUACUGGAUACCCAAUAAAAUGACAACAGCAAUGCGAAUUUAUGCCGAGUCAUUCAAUAAAAAGAACAAUGCGUGGGCACAGCAGUGGCCAGUGGAAAUUCCAAGUAGUUGUGCCCAGUUCCCUCACGAAAUCUCGUGGUACCCGCGGGAAUUCCUCCAGGAGAGGUUCCUAAAUUUAGUUCUCGUUACGAGAAUGCCUCGCGGUGGUCACUUUGCCACCCUCGAAGAGCCGGAGCUUGCCGCCAACGAUAUCCACAAGUUCGUCGGCAUUGUCGAGGGCCAGAGGAUGGCGUUCGCUCAGAAAUCCGCGAUGAAAACUGAUUUGUAGAGUUCGAAAGUCUCUCUAAAUCAGUCUCUACGAUUAUCUUUUAAUAAUUUCUUUUUCUCCAGUUAUGGUGUCACUUGAUUGCGGAGAUUAAUAAAGUCAUAGAAUUAAUGACUCCAAUUUUUUUUCAUUAGCAAAUGACGGGCCGAUAGAAUAAUUUCCAAUUCAAGAUAUCGAUCAACGGAAGCUACCGGUAAAUAUUAUCGAUUACAGACUGGAAUUUUGUUUAUUUUGGCUCAUAUGUUGAUAAUAUUGGAUGCGAGAAUAUGAAUCGAUAUAAAAUCCCCGGCUAUUCUAACUGACUGGACUGUAAUUAAAUUCGCUGACUACUCGUCUGACAGAAGUAUCUUUGUAUAAUCAUUAUCUUCGAGUUUCUACACUGACAUUCUCAGUGAACUCUGUCCCCAGUGUUGUACACCAUAAAAUAAUUUCGCAGUAUCUGCAAAACGAGACAUAAUAAAAAACGAUACAAUUUAUUCCAGA